Molecule: messenger RNA, 1539 nt
Organism: Thlaspi arvense
Lineage: Eukaryota; Viridiplantae; Streptophyta; Magnoliopsida; Brassicales; Brassicaceae
Source: the annotation of a GenBank genome assembly
AUGGCUUCCAGUUCCACUUCAUUCCCAUUAACCACCGCAAGGUUUAACCGGAGGAAACCGGGGUUAACCGUGUUGGCCGCCAAACAGACGGGGUUUCAGCUCGGGAAACCCAAGGGCGAUGAUGCGGAGGGAAAGCAAACGGGGAAAUCGCCAGAUUCUAACCCAUUCCGAUUCGAUUUCGGAAAGUUACCGGACAUGAAGUCCUUGAUACCGGUGGUGACGAACCCUUCGACCGGUUUAGCGUUUGGUAACAACAGGAGAAAAGAUCCCGGUACGGUUUUCGUGGCCGGUGCUACUGGACAAGCCGGUAUACGAAUAGCUCAAACGCUCUUGCAACGAGGAUUCAGCGUCCGAGCCGGCGUUCCCGAUCUUGGAGCCGCUCAGGACCUUGCACGUGUCGCGGCUACUUACAAGAUUCUAUCAGACGAGGAGGUCAAGAGGCUAAACGCGGUGCAGUCCCCAUUCCAAGACGCCGAAUCAAUCGCCAAAGCAAUUGGAAACGCGACCAAAGUUGUGGUUACGGUUGGGGCGACAGAGAACGGCCCAGACGCCCAAGUCUCGACCUCAGACGCGCUACUCGUUGUCCAAGCGGCUGAGCUCGCGGGCGUAAGCCACGUGGCGAUCGUCUACGACGGGAGCAUCAGCGGAUCCACGUACAAUGUUUUGGACGGGAUUACUUCAUUUUUCAGCAACCUGUUCGCUCAAUCUCAGCCGUUGACUAUCUCUGACCUCAUCGAGAAAGUUGCUCAAACUGACGUGGCGUACACGCUCAUAAAGACGAGCUUGACGGAGGAUUUCUCGCCGGAGAAAUCUUAUAACGUCGUCGUUUCAGCUGAAGGAAGUAACAGCGGUAACGGCAGCAGUUCUUCCGAGGCCUACAAAGUCCCAAAGUUGAAGAUCGCGUCGCUGGUCGCAGACAUUUUCGCUAACACGGCAGUGGCAGAAAACAAGGUGGUGGACGUUUCCACAGAUCCAUCAGCACUGUCGCGGCCAGUAGACGAGCUUUUCAGUGUAAUCCCGGAAGACGGAAGGAGGAAAGUGUACGCAGAAGGGAUCGCAAGGGCGAGAGCCGAGGAAGAGGCGAAAGCCGCAGCUGAGAAAGCCCGAGAGGCAGCGGAAGAAGCGAAAGAGUUCGAGAAACAGAUGCAGAAGCUCUCUGAGAAAGAAGCAGAAGCUGCAAGCUUAGCCGAGGACGCGCAGCAGAAAGCAGAGGCGGUGGGAAUCAAAGUGGACGGUCUGUUCAACAAGGCUAAAGAUAUCGGGUCCGGUUUAUCCUGGAAUAAACUCGGCUCUCAGUUCGCAACCGCGGUUCAAAACGCUUCAGAGAUACCUAAAGUGCAGGUUGCUACGGUCAGGGGACAGGCCAAGGCGAGAAACUUGCCACCCAAGAAAGCAGUGGUGAAACAGAGGAACGUGAACGCUAAACCUGCGUUUGCGCCCAAACAGAAGGAAGAGCGUCUGAAGAAGCCAGAGAAAGAGGUGAGAAAAGUCUUUGGAGGACUGUUUAAGCAGGAGACUAUCUAUGUCGAUGACGACUGA